This is a messenger RNA of Drosophila nasuta, 1779 nucleotides long. RefSeq names its product Dihydrouridine synthase 1 (gene Dus1). Gene Ontology annotation, molecular function: flavin adenine dinucleotide binding; tRNA dihydrouridine synthase activity. The record is from RefSeq and is a predicted model, not a curated record. Lineage: Eukaryota; Metazoa; Arthropoda; Insecta; Diptera; Drosophilidae. The transcript is spliced from 5 exons. Gene Ontology annotation, biological process: tRNA processing. Bases 148 to 1671 code for a protein of 507 amino acids.
GUUGCUCGUUCACCAUGCUGCAGCAGUUCGCAGCUUGUUUUGUGUUUACAACGCUCUAAACGUGUGUUUCAAGUGAAAAUUGAAAAAAAAAAACAAACGGUUAACAUUCGUUCUAAAUAUUUAUCGCACACUCAUACACUACGUGAAAUGGUGAACGAACAUCGCGAAGCUAACAACAAACUAGCUGGCUAUGAGUUCUAUCAUCGCGUGCUCGGCUCACCGCGCUACAUUGUCGCACCGAUGGUGGAUCAAAGUGAGCUCGCGUGGCGCAUGCUCUGUCGCCGUUAUGGUGCUCAGCUUUGCUACUCACCGAUGUUCCAUGCGAAUCUGUUCGCCAACGACCUCAAGUACCGAAAGGAUGCUCUGCAAACCUGCACCGAGGACAGGCCAUUGAUAAUACAGUUCUGUGGUAAUGAUCCACAGCAGAUAUUGGAGGCAGCGCUGGCGGCACAGGAUUACUGCGAUGCAGUGGAUAUUAAUCUGGGCUGUCCGCAAGCGAUUGCCAAGCGUGGACAUUACGGCUCCUUCUUGCAGGAUGAGUGGGAGUUGCUGACACAGAUUGUGCGCACGCUGCACGAGAAGCUAUCGGUGCCGGUGACCUGCAAAAUACGUCGUUUCGAGGAUCGCGAAAAGACAAUUAACUAUGCCAAAAUGCUCGAGGCUGCCGGCUGUCAACUGCUGACGGUGCACGGCAGGACGCGGGAACAAAAGGGUCCGCUAACGGGCAUUGCAGACUGGAGCUACAUUAAGGAUGUGCGGCAGCAGGUCAAGAUACCCAUGUUUGCCAAUGGUAACAUUUUGGGGCUAGACGAUGUGCAUCGUUGUUUGGAAGAGACGGGCGUCGAUGGCGUCAUGACAGCCGAAGGGAAUUUGCACAAUCCCGCACUGUUCAAGGGCAUCGCACCUCCUGUUUGGCAAAUGGCCACCGAAUACUUGGAAUUUGUGCAUCUGUAUCCCUGUCCGACAUCCUAUAUACGCGGCCAUCUCUUCAAGCUCUUUCAUCAUAUCAUGAAUGUUAAACAAAACUCGGAAUUACGGGAGCAACUAGCGACGGCGAAUCAGCUGGAACAAUUCCAAAGUGUGGUGGCCAAAAUCAGGGACAAAUAUGAACCGUAUCAGUCGGGCAAAGUUACUUACGAACCGGAAGAAAUGGAGAUCAACAUGAGCGCUGACGGCUCUGAGGAGCUGCCCGCGUUGCCUCCUUGGCUCUGCCAGCCGUAUAUACGCGCUUCGCCGGAAUCGCAUCGCCAGAAAAUCGCCGAGAAGGAACGUGAUGCCAGUGAUCCGAAUCGCGCUAAGCGACAGUAUUUCGAUAAUGCCGGCAACGAAAUCUCGCGAAAACGCAUGAAGAAGCUGCGAAGGCGCCAGCGGCGACCGAACAAAACGGAGGCACAAAUUCAGCUACGGCAUGAACGACAUUUGGAGUACUGCACACAAUGCGCCAAUCCGUUGGGUUCCAAAUGCGAGUUUCGAUUGUGUCGCAUCUGCUGUCGCGAUAAGUGUUAUGCUGAGGACUCCGAUUGUCCGGGUCAUGGCAUAUUGAUAAAGUCACGCCGUGCAAAGGCCAAGAAAUUUGAGGAGCAUUCCAAGCAACAAAAUAAUAAUGGGACACCGACGGAGGAAACUUCGCUAAGCAUUGAGAAUGUAGCUUUAGGUGGGAAUAUUUCUUGAUAUUUUCAUUUUGUACAUUUGCGAAAAUUUGUAUCAUCUACAAAUAUGGGAAAAUACUUUUUUCUGUUGUUCCUAUGCUCUUCUGUGCAAAUAAACAAAAAUCUUAUU